Molecule: messenger RNA, 5053 nt
Organism: Mirounga angustirostris (Northern elephant seal)
Lineage: Eukaryota; Metazoa; Chordata; Mammalia; Carnivora; Phocidae
Gene: CORT
Product: cortistatin
Exons: 2
Coding region: 4669-4992 (107 amino acids)
Biological process (GO): adenylate cyclase-inhibiting G protein-coupled receptor signaling pathway; regulation of cell migration
Cellular component (GO): extracellular region
Molecular function (GO): G protein-coupled receptor binding; neuropeptide hormone activity
Source: RefSeq, a predicted model, not a curated record
GUGUCAGCAAUAGGAUGUGACUGACUUUUUCGAGCAAACAUCUUAGUUAUCUCUUUCUUCUUCUACAUGAGUCUUCCGGCUGACAGUCCCGGAGAGACGAGUAGAGCUGUUUGUUUGUUUGUUUAUUUAUUUAUUUAUUUAUUUAUUUAUUUAUUUAUUUAUUUAUUUAUUUAUUUAAAAGAUUUUAUUUAUUUAUUUGAGACAGAGAGAAUGAGAGACAGCAUGAGAGGGGGGAGGGUCAGAGGGAGAAGCAGACUCCCCACCAAGCAGGGAGCCCGAUGCGGGACUCGAUCCUGGGACUCCAGGAUCAUGACCUGAGCCGAAGGCAGUCGCUUAGCCAACUGAGCCACUCAGGCACCCUAGAGCUGUUUAUUUAGUUCUGUCGAUCAGAUCUGUCGGUGUGGUUUUUAAGCCUGUGUCGCGUGUGACCACAAGGUCAAUGUGAUGCUCACAGGUGCGCGUUUGGAAAGUGUCCAUUUUACUUUUUAAAGGUGAUUUUCUCCAGAAACACAGUUUAUAUAACUUUUCUCCAGCUAUUUUGUAAUUUAACUCUGGUUCUACGGGAUGGAGGUUUUGCUUGAGAGGAAACCUGCUCUCUUCCCCAAACGCUUCCCUGUGUGGUGCUCUGGUUCGGUCUGUGAGGGCCGGAGCUUCCAGUCCUGCUGUCUUCUCUGCAGGGUGUCAGGGGUGCCCAGGGCAUGCCUUUCCCUGCUGGGCCAGGAGGGAUAAGGAACGGGACUGCAUUUGGGAGCCCUCUCUUUGUGCCAGGCUGCCCCGGGGCUCCAUAUAGGACCUCAGUGCAUCCUCACAGCCUUAUGGGGCGGAUGUGAAUCUACCCGUUGUACUGGUGUGCAGACCGAGGUUUGAAGAGGUUGGCACGCUGCCCGAGUCUGCUGACCAGUCAAGACAGUAUUCACCCUGGGGUGCUCACCCCCUAAAGAGGGGAUGAGAGAGCACAGGACAGGUGUUCUGGAAAGAAUGGAUACCGAUCAGCAAAAGACACCCCACAACAGUUUGGCUAAGCUCUGGGCACAGGAAAGCACUGAAAUCAAGCCUCAGUCUCAGGGUCUGUAAAUGACUCCUCCUUUCACCUCAGAAAAGGACUGUGACAUCCACGCAUCGCAUCAGCUAAGAGAAGGGAAUCCUAAAGCUUCGUCCUGACAGUCCCACUCCCGCCGAGAUCUGUACUGAGUAGCUUCCUUUUCGGGUAAGCUGUAAAUCUGCAUUAGGCGAGGUUGGACGCUGGAGGCCACGGACUUGCCAGAGGUCCGCCGACGCGGAUUUGCUUCCUGGUCUUGGGACUCUAGUGGCGGUGUGACUUUCUGUAGCUUUGUGUUCUCAUCAGCGAAAUAGGGCUUAUGUGACUGGAAGAGGAAAUGGGGAGGACUGUUGUUACGGGUCUUGUCUUUAUGGAUUUCUAUAGCUCUCCAAACUGGGUAUAUGGGGGAUUGGAAGUGGUUGAACUCCAUGUGUGCCACGGGCGUCUGUGUCUGGUUCAGGGCUGGAGAGGGCCCUCUGGCCAUGGCCUGGCUAUUUUGAUGUGAAGUUUUCUAGCCAAAUUGGGAACUCAACUUGAUGUUCAUGUAAUCGUUUGGUAUAUUUGCAUAUUUAUGUAUGAUCUGAUUUCAUUUAUUUGAGAGAGACAGAGAUAGUGAGAGAGCGAGUGAGCACGUGUUGGGGGGAGGAGGAGAAGCAGACUCCCCACUGAGCAAGGAGCCCCGAUGCAGGGCUCGAUCCCAGGACCCUGAGAUCAUGACCUGAGCCGAAGGCAGACACUUCACCGACUGAGCCGCCCAGGCGCCCCGUUUAUACUUCAGAUGAGCAGGCUUACAACACGUUUUUCAGGGCUUGUAACACAGGAGCGGUCAGGCUUUGCGAGGAAGAGCGGACUCCAUUUCCUGGGUUCUCUGGAGCUGCCUCUUCCCCACUGUACGCUCCACGUGGGGUUUCGCUCCCUCUGGAAUAUCCACAGUGAUGCCGAUCAUCCUGUGCGAUUCCGUCUUUGGGGACAGAUGGCAGAAAGGGCUUCUGGAGGGCCCUGUUUUUGUGGGCUGGCUUCCUCAGAGUCCUGGAAGCUCCUCUAAACGUGAACCUAUUAAUCAUUUACCAGAUGAUGAACCAAAUAAAGAAGGAGUGUGUCCUGGUCACAUAGAUGGGGCAACUUAUAUUUAUAAUGUUUGUCGUCGUCUUGUUGCACUGGUUCCUCGAAGCACUUGAAAUAAAGGGCUUGUGGUGAUGUGUUACUACUGAAAUUAACCGGAGUCAGAACACUUUGAAAGCAUCCCUUUCUGCACACACCAGCAGCUGGAAUGCGCACUGGCUCGCACACAGACAAUACUUUAAAACCUGGAUGUCCCAGAAAGGCUACAUCAGGACACGCUUCUUCCUUUACUGAAUUGUGGAAUUUCUGAAGAGCCCCUAGGGGUCGUUUAGUCCAGGCUCCCCAUCACCUAGGAACUCCGGCAGAAUUCUCCAGGGACAGAGCCCGUCUGGUCACGGGACACUCACUGUUAGGUUUCUUCUGUACUUAGAGAAAAGUCUUCCACCCUCUAACUUCUCUCUUGGUCGCAUUUGGACCUUUAGAAGGAGCACUCUUUGUUUUUCAAAAUAAUUCCGGACUGAGUUCCUUUUAAUCAAAAGUUCCCAUUAGACAUCUUUUCAGAAACACGUUCUUGCCUAAGACUUCAGGUUGUCAGCUCCCAGAGGGCAGGCUCUGGGCUGGAGAACGUGAUGGCUGGUGCCUUGUGCAGUGCGGGGCUCGCGGGAGGCACCCCGAGAUACUUGGACCCUGGCAUGUAAGAUGUGCUGGUGAAAUAAGUAGGAGCCCUUGGGUUGCAUGGCUCUUGUUGUGGGGGCUCCCACAUGUUGUGGUGUACGGCUCUUCUCCUUACCCUGGGGAACAAGGAGAAGGAUUGAGGAUGUUGUCUUCUUAGCGCUGCCCGACGUGCGUCCUGCCGUGGGUUCCACGUGGGCUGGGUGCUUUACGGGACCUUCUUGGGUCCUCACGACAGCUCUCUGAUGGGGGCAGUAGGUACUAAUUUUUGUUUUUUAUCCCCGUUAUACAGAUGAGGAAAUAGGCCACAGAGAGGCCAGGAGCAAAGCCAGGGUUUUAGUCUUCAGCCCUCUCCUCCAAGGACCAGGACAGGUGGCCUCCUGCUUGAAGGCAGCCAGGAAUAAGAGGGCACGUAGGCUUCCUCCACCCAUUGUGCCCUCCCUGGCACACUCCCAUUGCACUGGAGGCUGUGGGUCCUGCCCCCUGGCUAGGCUCUCCCAGCCCUGCUAGUGUGGGUGGUGUGGGUCCUUUGUAGUUCUGUGUAUGCAUAGGUGCUCAGAGUGUCUAAGGAGUCUGUCCAGUAAAAUCUGCAAAAUAUACCAAGGGUAUAAGAAACUGGUGAGCUGCCGUGAGUUUCUCAUCUGUAAGAAUUGCUCCAUUUGGGGGGCACCCGGCAGGCUCAGUCGGUAGAGCAGGGGACCGUUGAUCUCAGGGCUAUGAGUUCAAGUCCCAUGUUGGGCGUGGAGUCUACUGAAUUAAAAAAAGAAUCUCCAUUUUUAAUACCAUUUGUGGGAAUUUUCUUAGGCAAAAAAAAAUUAUUUUUGUAUAGAAAAAAAAGACGAAGCAACAUGCAGUAAUGAGCCAUGAUUCUUCAGGCCAUGCCCGUUCUGCCUAGAAUCUUUACAAGUCUCUGCUGACCUGGAAUUUAAGAUGGAGAUUUCCCUUGGGGGAGGGGUGUAAACCAGGACUUUGGAAAACUGAAAGUCAGCCUUCACUUUUGGAGAGCGCGUCCAUUCGGUUGCUUAACUUCCACUUGGAACCAUGCUGUGGCUCCUGGCCCCGUGUGGCAGGUUUGCGGCCAGUGACUCAGUUUACCGGCUGUCUCAGUUGGAUGAAGAGGGUCUGUGCAUUUGCUUGUGGGAUUCUGAAACUGGGACCAGGGAGGGGAAGCCCCGGGGGGGUGGGGGUGGGACACGGAGGAGGACUCCACGCUCCGGACUUCCCAGGAAAGCGGGUCAAGUGCGGGUCAUUGAGUAAGAAGUAGCCAGGCCCCUCCGGGCCAGCAUCCCCGGGCGCUCCUGAACCUGCCCUCUUGUCUGGGUUUUCAGCCUCCUUGCCUGCGAUUUGGUGAGAGCCGGCGGGUGCUCUGAGCACCUCCCUGUACCCCCCGGUCCCCCUUUGUCUCUUCGGCCCACAGCAGAUUCCGCCACACCUUACAUGGGCAGAAUUUCAGCUCCUCAGCUCCUCAUACACCGCUGAUUUUAUAUUGUGUGAAAUCACUUGGCUUUGUGCUCGAGGCUUCCUGUCGCCUGUGGGCGUGAUCAUGAGGAAGAGGGACUCCUUCAGGAGCGAGCGCACUGUCCUCCAAAGUAAGCAAAUCUGCUCUAAACUUGGGAAACCAUGGUGGCUUUAAUGAAGGGUUAACUCUGAUCCAAAAGCGCUUUUGUGGGCUGAGGGCUUAGGCAGGUGCAUCACUGCUUGAGGAUGAGGGAAGUGGGGGUACAGGCUUUUGACAGGGACAGAGACAAAAAAACCAGCUGCAGGUGGAGCUUAAUUAAAAUGCCCCCCCACCCCUCCCCUCCGGUCGAUGAGACCAAGUGCACAAAACAUGGAUUUCGGGGCUCCCAAGGAUAAGCAGCCCCAGAGCUGGAGGGAAGUGCCGGUCAGCCCGCAGGAUGCCGCCACCCCUCUGCCUGCUCCUACUCCUGCUCUCGGGGGCCACGGCCACCGCGGCCACCGCAGCCCUGCCCCUGGAGGGUGGCCUUGCCAGACACGACAGCCGGCAUCUGCAGGAAGUGAUAGAAAUGAAGAAAAACAGCCUCUUGACUUUCCUGGCUGGGCGGUACCAGUGGGCCUCCCAGGUGGGCGCAGCACCCUUCACAGGAGGGGCAGGUGGGGAGGUGGCCAAGCGGCCGGACAUCCUGCCCCCUCAGCGGUCCCUGCAGGAGAAGGCACGUUGCAAGAAUUUCUUCUGGAAGACCUUCUCCUCCUGCAAAUAAAACUCCACCCCUGAUCACUCAUGCAAAGGAGUGUAACCAUGGAUCUGAAUAAAAUGUAUUA